AUGCCGAUAUGCCGCUCCCAGCAUGAGCAGCCGGCCGGCACGGCUGUAGUCGGCGUCCAGCAGCCUGUCAUUUCAAUGUCACCCUCAACGGCAGUCCCAAGCUUGGAGAGCACAUACUUUCCCGGGGCCUCCCUGCAGCUGUAUCCUCACUCGCCACUAGACUGUCCUGAAAAUGACCGGGGUUUCUACCCGAAGGACGCGUUGGUCGUGAUCCAAAUUGCAGAUCGCAUGGAUGCCUCCAUAGCUCGCCGAGUUCCUACCAUAUCCGCUAAUGUUUCCAUCGUCCUCGAUAAGCGACUUCUCUCCAGUACCCAUCGUAUCGCCCAUGUCUGGACAGCUCAUGUCCACAAUUCUUCACCCAAUGCCACCGUAUACCCAUCGAUCAUGAUCGCAAAAAUCUACGAUCCCGUUUAUUUCGGAGAGGCACAGUACUUUGAUCCCUUCAGUUUCCUCGAUUUCUUCGUCUCGCGGGAGACACAAGCAUACCAACGUCUAAAGUGGCUUUACGGGACGAAGGUUCCGCAUUUCUAUGGGAAUUUUGUAGCUCCCCUACACGCUCAGCACAGUAGAACUGUCAACAUCAUCUUGUUGGAGUACAUCCACGGCAGGGACAUCCGCGACCUCGUUCCUCGGGAAAUAUCAGGGGCGCUAUGUAGCACACACAAGGACACUCUCAUCGACGCCACCCUCCGACUUUAUUUCGACAUCUAUGCAUUGGGGAUCGCAAAGGCGCCACCAAGGGCUGCUCUACUCGACAGACGGAUGCCCAUUGCUCACCCGCGUCGCUCAGACUCUCUGCUGAAAAUUUCAGGUAUACAGAGACCUAAACUGGCACGUUCUCACGUUCCACAGGUCCUCUCUGAGACGCUGUCUCUCGCAAGGCUCUCAAAUCACUACUAUGUCUCCGCUUUCCUCAGCGUCCAUGAAACUUCCGGUAUAUUCCAGCUGCAUAUCAGGGCACCACCAGACAGGACCGAUGAGCAACUUCAUUCUGGCUUUUACAGCCCAAGCUCCCACAGCCAGCGGACGGUCGAAGGGUUGAUAGACUCCAUCUGGAAAGAGUCAAGCAUCCAACUCUCACCAACUGAACUUGCCAAGACCAACUUAGCUCUGGUGGACCAAGACGCAGAGCGAUGCAAAUUUCAACCGAUGUUGACCAAAACUCAGUCUAGGAAGGGGAGGAAAUGGAGAACCAAUGAAACGCACAGGCCUGACAAAGUGUUCACCUGAAGUAUGGUUUCGCUCUGCUCUUGUAUAUCAGCCUUUGAAGACUCGCUACAUUGCUACCUUCGCUAUCACAAGUUUUUCCAUCACAAAGCCCGCUGUAACAGUUCGAUUGUAUAUCGCUCGACAAUGUACAUAGUCGUAUGCAGUCUUGUCCAAGUCUCAGACCGAUCAAGCCAGUUAACCGAAAAUCAAAACCACGAAAGGCUGUAGCAUAUCCGGAAGGUUCGUAGGGACGCG
Messenger RNA from Desarmillaria tabescens, 1464 nucleotides. RefSeq lists its product as uncharacterized. The coding region runs from base 1 to 1230 and encodes 409 amino acids. The transcript is spliced from 5 exons. Lineage: Eukaryota; Fungi; Basidiomycota; Agaricomycetes; Agaricales; Physalacriaceae. The record is from RefSeq and is a predicted model, not a curated record.